CUUUUUCGAUUAAAUAAAAUUAUAAACAAUUCCCAUCAUAAACGUAAACCGUAAAAAGUUUUUAACCUUAAUAAUGCCUUUAAGCAAUUAAAUUAACCAGUUUAAUUAAAUAAUAACGCACCGGAACGAAUUCAACAUUUUGUCGACCAAAUGUCUACGUUAGAGGAUAAGAUUUUAGGCGAGAAAUCCCAGUAUUACUGCAGCAGCAGCGAGGACAGCGAUCAUUCGGACGAUGAAUCGCCCCCUAAGGGGCCUUCUCCGGGUUCAAGCGAGCCACCACCGCCUUCGGAGGUCAAUAAAUGGGAAGGCACGUCGACGAAUACGGGCCCCAAAGGCGUGAUAAAAGAUUGGCAACGCUACAAGCAACUCGAAACCGAAAAGAGAGUGCAGGAUGAACAGGAGAAAAUCGCUUUGAUGAAGAAACUCACCUUAACAGUUCGGUCUUCGUUGGACGAAGAACGCGAAAAGGCGGCUCUGGACGAUCCAGAACUGGCAGAUCUUCUCGACGAUGAGUUUCUCAUAACCUAUCAGAAGCAACGAAUGAAAGAGAUGAUCCAGAAUACUAAUUUGAAUUUGAAGUUUGGUGAUUUGAUAAUGUUACGAUCGGGUCAAGAGUUCCUCGAAGCUAUCGACGGUGAACACAAAUCAGCGACAAUCAUUGUUCACAUAUACGAGGACAUCGAGGCUUGCAGGAAUAUGAACGAUUCGUUGAAAACCCUCUGCAAAAUCUACACCAACGUUAAAUUUUGUUGUAUUAAAGGAUCCGCAGUAGGAAUCAGCAGCCAGUUCAAAGCAGACGGUGUACCGGCCUUGUUGGUGUAUAAAGGAGGACAUUUAGUCGGAAACUUCAUAAGAAUAUCUGAUGAGUUAGGCGCGAACUUCAUUGCCGAAGACGUGCAGACUUAUCUAGUCGAGCACGGAUUACUCGAAGAUAAAACUUGUACUCCCAUUUUGGUAUCGAAUGCAAAUCAAGACGACGACAGCGAUUGAAGGCUAUUGUAAACACAUUAGUGUUAAUGCAUACAGAGUUUGUAUUGAUUUCUUCAUGAUGCAAUGUGUAUUUUACUUAAUUUUUCAUGAUCAUUGUAUUGCUUUGUUGUAUACAGAUAACUGCAAAGUUUUACGCAACAGUGUCUAUGGGUGCAACAAAGACAACUUGCGUUAGUGUCGUCUGAAAGAAAAAGAAAGAUAAUGUAGCUUAACUUGUUGCUAAGUCGCUAAAUUAGCAUUAUGAGUCAACUCAUAGAAUUGAACAAAGAUUAUUAAAAUUACAGUGGUUAGAGUGAGAAAGUUGCAAUCCCACAAUACUACUUUCUUUUUCUUUAUAUGAGAUUAACAAAUGUUGUCUUUGUUGCACCCAUAAACCCUACUGCGUACAAGUUUGCACUUAUAUGUAUGUUUAAAGCGCCACCACUGACUGCAUCAACUCGUAGUUUAGGUUCUUAAGUACAUACUUUUUGAUAGAACUUUUGUCAUAUUUGAUAGGCUUUAAAAGUAUUGUCAUUACUAGGCUAACGUCGGUUUUGUGAAGGUUUUUUUUUAUUAAAAACGAAGAAAAAACUGCCAUAAAAAUAUUUAUUCUUGUACAAACACUUAUUAGUAGAUACUGUAGUAUUGCUAUAUUUGUAAAUACUUUUUGUGUACUUUUUCAUAUAAUAAUAAAGCCUUUAUUAAAAGUAAGAAUUAAGUUAUUGUUAGCUGAUUGAAGUGCUGGUUUAGUUUAGUUUUCGUUUCGAUCGAGCUUUUAUAGUCCUUGUACUUUUGCAGUAUAUCAUUGUAUUCUUUGCUGGACACUUGAUCGUAUUUCGAUUUGAGUUUACUCAAUUCUUCUAUGUUGUCUUGGCACGUUUGUUGUUGCUCUUUCAAGUCCUCCAUGAAACUGCUGUAGGCCUUCAACGAGAAAUCGGUCUCGGUGAACAUGUCGAGUUUGAGUUUCUUUUCCAUCAUUUUUUUCUUCAUGCUGACAAUGCUGAGACGAAGUGACAUUUCCUCGGAUACGGCGUCGCUUCUUUCGGGUAAGAUUUUCAGGCGCACCUCGACAAUCUCUUCCAACAGACUGUGGUAUUUGUGAAGGAGAUCGAAAUGCCUUUGCUGUUCGUUUUGUAACUUUUUAAACUGCUCCGUUACGAGAGCUUCUUUUGGGUUGGUGUCUAAUCGGGAAAUGUUUUCAAAUGUAACAGUCCAAUUCGGAUGGGAGGCAAUUAGUUCGGUGCUUCUUUCAGUUAACUUCUGUUUCAAUUUUCCUUUCAAUAAAUUCAAUUCUGUAUGAGACAAAUCAUAGUUUUGCUUCUCGGGGAUAUUUAACAAUGAGAAGGCACUCGCUUGUCGUAAACAUGUUGAUGUGAUUAAAUCCUUGAUUUUAUAUCCGUCGUUAAUAUUACCAUCGUUAAUAACAUCUUCAAUGAGAUCUCUAAUAAUCGUUCGUUUUAAAUAUUUCUGUUGUUCCUGCUUUAGAGUUGCUAAUAGACUUUUCAGCUCUUCUUCUUCAUUACACUUUGCUAUUGAAUUUUCUACAUAAGCACUCAUUUCGCGUGAAAACAAGUGAAAAUAUUUUUCUAC
This is a messenger RNA of Phyllotreta striolata, 2559 nucleotides long. The record is from the annotation of a GenBank genome assembly. Lineage: Eukaryota; Metazoa; Arthropoda; Insecta; Coleoptera; Chrysomelidae.